UCCCUGUUAUUUGCAGCUCGGUUACUACUGAAGGGCCCACGGCUGCGACACAGGGAGACGUUCCUGACCGCAACAUGGGGGUUCCGCUAAAAAGUGCCCUACUUCUCACAAGCCUUCUGGUUACUCUGUCUUCCGCUGCCAACAACACUUGUCCCCCCAGCUCUGUUAAUGAAACAGCGCUGUGUGCCAACAUCAACAGCAACUUUUCAGACCUUUCAGACCCAUGCCUAUGGACAUUUGAAGACUAUGCCUGCACACCAGUGGCCAAUUUCAGUACCUUUUCCCCUGAUCUGCUGCUGAAUAUGACUGCCUGUGCCAACAACAGCGGACUGGUCAAUGACACUCAGUAUUCCAUCUUGUUUUUCUCAAAGCUGACCAAUAACAACUCAGCGGCUAUGCUCUCCAGCCUAACUGGGCAGUUUGGGAAUGUGAGCAAAGAAUGGAAGCGUUUCCUGCUGGCAGGCAUCUGGCCCACUAUUAUGCAGAACGUAAACAGCAGCGGCCCUGCUAGUGGGUCCCCCCCUCAGCUGAUCCCAAGAUACAUUCAACCGUUCCUGCCAUACCUUAGCGCACCAAUGAUGCAGUGUCUGGUGGAUAAGAAAGCGCCAUGUUCCAGCAUCCAGGAAGUGGUGCAGGGUAUCGGUGCCGUAGACCCUGGUUUGGCAAUUACUAAUGGGAAAGACCUGUUUCCAGUACUCAAGUCAUUAUUAAAUGUUCGGCAGAAUUUAUCAGGCAAUGCCUGCUCACAGAAUGCCAACUCCAGCAUCUGGCUGGCAAGCACCCUUGGGAAAUUUGCUCAGUUUGCAGACUACAAUGACUUUGUCAGCCUUAACCCUAACUUCAGUGCUUUGGCUGUAUUGUCUAGCCUGACAGUGCCCCAAGUGGUGAGCUUCAGCCUGCAGUCAAAUUCCGCAAACAACUCUAAUGACGUUGGCCAGAUGAUGGGAAUACUGCAGAAUUCUGCUGAUGUCCAAAACUUCCUGACUAACCUCAAUUCAGCUGCAAUGAACAUGAGCUCCAUUCCACGCCCUCUAGCGCAGGGUCUGAUGAACAAAACUUUUCAACUCCUGGUUCCCAGUCUUAACCUCUCCAGCAGCUCUGAUUGGGCAGGGCUUUUCCAAAAUAACCUGAAAUCUCUUCUGCCUGAAAUCACAACAGACCAGCUCAAGCUCCUGCCCCAGAACUUCUCUUGUGACUCCUUCCAAUCUGUAAUGAAAGCAAUGGACUCCGACUUCAACCAGCUGAAAAAUGUAAAACAGGAGGAUGUUUACAAAGUCGUCAUUCAACCGUAUCUCAAAAACAAUGCUUCAGCCUGCUCACAGAAUGUCAACACCAGUACCUGGGUCACGCAGAACUUUGGGAAAUUCAUACAGUUUGCACCGUACAAUGACUUGAUUGCCUUAAAUCCUAAUUUCAGCGCACUGGAUGUACUGUCAAACCUAGCAAUGUCCCAGGUGGCAAGCUUCAGCCUGGGGUCAGUUGCUGCAAACAACACCAAUGCUGUGGGGCAAAUAAUGGCACUAUAUCAGAACCCUGGGGAUGUCCAAAGCUUCCUGGCUACAAUCAACUCAGCGGCUGCUCUAAAUAAUCUGAGCACCAUUCCACACCCUCUGGCUCAGGGUCUGAUCAACAAAACUUUCCAAGCUUUGGUUCCAAGCCUCUCAUCCUCCAACAGCUCUGAUUGGACAGGGCUGUUCCAGGAUAAACUGAAGUUUGUUCUACCUGAAAUCACAACAGACCAGCUCAAGGUUCUACCCCAGAACUUCUCUUGUGACUCCUUCCAAACUGUAAUCAAAUCAAUGGACUCUACAUUCAACCAACUGAAAAAUGUAAAACAAGAAGAUGUUUACAAAGUUCUCAUCCAACCUUAUCUCAAAAAUAAUGGUUCAGCCUGCUCAAAGAAUGUUAACAGCAGCACAUGGAUCAAGGCCAACUUUGGGAAAUAUUCUCAAUUUGCAGACUACACGUCCUUGGUUAACUUAAAUCCCAACUUCAAUGCGUUGGACGUGUUGUCUUCGCUCACAGUGCCACAAGUGGUCAGCUUCAGUUUGGCGCCACAGGCUGGAAAUAACCCUAGUGCCGUAGGGCAGAUUGUAGGGUUACUGCAGAACACCAACGAUGCCUACAACUUCCUGGCCCAGAUAAAUUCUGCAGCUACAUCGAAUAAUAUGACCUCCAUACCUUCUCCUCUAGCUCAGGGGCUUCUAGCUAAAACCUUCCAGACCCUAACCCCCCAAAUAAAUAACUUAACUAGUUCUGACUGGUCAUCACUGUUCCAAGAUAAACUGAGCCUUCUUCUGCCUCAAAUCUCGCAAGAUCAACUCAGUCUCAUCCCAAAGAACAUCUCCUGUGACUCCUUCCAAGCAGUAACCAAAGGUUUGAUCUCGGCUUACCCAAAAUUGACAGCAGACAAACAGCAAUCUGCCUAUGGAUCCUUCAUUAAGCCAUAUCUGAAUAAUAAUGGUCAAGGGACACCAAAAUGCUACAACCAAAGUGAUCCCAACUCUGGAUCCUGGCUUAUGAACAACUUAGGCAACUUCAUGACACUGACAAGCCAGACUGAUCUGUUAACUUUUGCAAAUCAAAGCAUACUGCAGAUGUUCGCCAGCAACCCAGCCACUGCCCAGUUUGCCAGCCAGCUCAGCCUGGAUAAGGACACCGCCAUUUUCUUUACCACACUCCUGACCUCAGGCGGGAAUGUCAAUCUGAGCAGUAUCCCGACUAAUCUCCUGUGCUUCCUGACACCACAAGCUUUUCAGAAUAUGAGCAGUUCUGAUAUUCUUGACAGCACCCAGAAAAUCAACCAGGCCUGUGCUAAAAACCAGACCCAAGGUCCUUCCGCCCCAACAGCUGAGGAAUUACAGGUCUCAAUUUCUCUUGUCAGCAAGCUGAACAACUUUACAACGGCCACUCUCAGUAAUCUAGGCCAAACUGCCGUCGGACUCUCACAGUCCCAAAUCAGUGGCAUUAAGGACAGUGAUCUCAAGAACGCUCUGCCUUCUCUCAGCGGUGUGUCCGGCUGGAAUUAUGGACAAUCUAAGUCAAUAAUCAAUAAGCUGCUCAAUUCCGGUUACCAGGUCACCAAUUUAGAAAGCUUAGGCAGCUUGGUGGUUGGGCUUCCAAGUCAGCAGCUCAUGGGUUUGGAUCCAAGUAUGAUUUUAAACGCAUCCAAAAAUGCCCAGUUUGCAAGCCAGAUGUCCAGUGCUCCUACUUCUCUGCAGACCGUUUUUGUUGCAAAGAUUCUAACCGCAGGUUCCAAGCCAGAAGAUGUUGUCAAAAGUAUUCCCAGUGCAAUGGCCGUACUCAUUCCCAAAUCCCGACUUGCCUUCAAGCCUGUUCUGGAUGACAUUAACAACAAAGCCUGGACCCCAGAUCAGGCCGCCAUGUUUUUUGACAAUGUUGUGCCUGCCCAAUCCGUCUUAUCCAAUAUCUCUGCCUCGGUUUUGCAAGGGUAUACCUGCGGCUCAAACAACAAAAUGAGUGCUAGCCAAGUUCAGCUGUUGGCAAAGGCUAUGUAUUUAAAUAACGCCAUUCUUUCAGAGGACCAGUUGAACUGCCUAGCCAAGCCGAUCGUCAAAAUUAGCUCUGAUGCAGACAUGGCCAGCUAUCCAAAAGAAAUAUAUCUGUUUGCCAGCCCUCCGAACAAUACGAAUGCAACAUCCUGUAGAACCUUCUAUACCAAUGUCGGUUCGGCAAACAUCAGCAUCCUUUCAGCCUAUUCCAAGAGCCAAAAGAAUUUCCUGCCAAAGGCCUUGUCCUGUCUGAAUGUGACAGGGUUCGCCCUUACCAGCGACCAAAUCCAGGUGCUCGGACAAAUAGCUUGCGACCUGAAUGGGACUUACAUUGAAAAUUCCGACAGCAGUCUGAUUAGCCAGCUGCCCCAGUGCUCGUCCCUCACUGAUGACCAGAAAGCUUCCAUUAUUAAAGUGAUCAGCCAGGGGAAGUCACCGUAUGGGCAACCAUCCACUUGGUCAAAAUCAACACUGGUAUCCCUUAAGGGAAUCAUGGGCUUUGCUAACAAGGACAUCCUCACAAAUAUUUCCAAUACUGUCUUAGUAUCUUGGAUAAAAGAUGCCCCUGGCCUGAAAAGGAAUCAGCUCGCAACUAUUGUCAAGACCUUAUAUCCCACUAGGGCACGCCGAGCAGUCAGCUGCACAGUUGGGCAGAUCACAGCAGAUAAUGUUAAGGAUAACAGCCUCCCGCUGUCUUACCCUACCGACCAAUUAGACGCUUGCUUGUCAAACCAAACGCUGACCGAUUUCCUACAAGACCUGGGCAGCAAGCCGUUCACGAACGGUCAGCUCAUCGUUCUAAAGAGCAGACUCGAUCAGAUCUAUCCCAGCGGAUACCCAGAGACAGUGCUUACCACACUCGGAGCCAUCGCCAACGUCUGCUCUGAAGUAGAUGUCGCAAAGUGGAACAUCACCUCAGUCGAUACUCUGGAAAGUUUACUAAGCAACGAUCUAGCCACCAACCUGGUUCAAGCCGUUAUUAAUAAAUUCGUUGCUGGAAACGCACUGAACGCUUCUGCAUUGAACAUCAUCGGCAGUCCGAACAUUUGCCUUCUAAACAGCACCCAAUUGGGCAGCGUCACCCCAAGUGCCAUCGGAGAUGCCAAACCAUUAAAUGUCAACCCAUGUAAUCAGUCAGUGAAGAACCAGCUGUACGGUGUUGCCAAUACAUCCUUCCAAAGUAUGAUCAGUGACUCGUCUUCUUACUUUAACCUCAAGAAACCAUAUCUAGGUGGGGCACCAGCUGCAGAUCUGCAAUACCUCGCUUCCAAAAAUGUUAGCAUGGACAUCGGAACAUUCAUAAACUUAAAUGUAAACUCAGUGCUGGGUCUAUCAGUCGGUGAUAUGAAAGGCCUGCUUGGAAGCAACGUAGCUGAUCUAAAGGCUCAGGAAAACAACACAAUUGUAAGCACUUGGACCAGAUCUCAGAGCCAGUCAGCCCUGGACCUGCUUGGGAUUGGGCUCACCGGAGGCAGAGCCGACGCCACCACAGCUGCUUCAGUGACCACUAAGAAAGUUGGUUCUUCUGCUGGAGCGGUUGUCCUUUCCCAUUCUGUCCUCGUCGCUGGUCUGAUCGCCUUCCUCCUCUGCUAAGUUCCACAACGACAGAAACCAUUCAGAACCUCAAUUAUGUUAAUACAAAUGGAAGAAAUUGACCAAUAAACUCGCUGUCCUGUCGCCAACAUGAAAAAUAAAACAAAAGUCCACUUCUACUCAUACUUUGAAGAAAAAUGGAGAAAAUUGCUUUUCUGACACCAAACGAGGCAUUCAGACUCCUCCUAGAGGGUAUAGCUCUGUAUGAUUCGCUAUUGAAAAUUCUUUUUGAACCUAUCUACUAUCCUAUUCCCAAUAGGCAGCAAGUAUAGGAAUAAUGACAGUUAUAUAUGCUCAAUGCCAGACAAUGUUUGUAACAGCUCCAGGGUUGGACUGGAAAAAAACCCAAUGGGCCUCGCCAACCCAAAACUGAUCUUCCCCAGAUCACACUGAAGUAUAAUGCACAUGUGCUCAGGGGGAGGGGCUAGGUAGUUGGAGGGCGGCCCCUUGGGGGGCGGGGCAAAGCCCAUUAUAGUAAGGUUAGCUCCACGCCCAAUGCCCACUCGAGCACUCUGGAUACUCGUGUGAUGGGGAUGGGGAAAUGGUCCGUCUUGAUAAUUUACAUUUUUGUCAAAUGCAUGAAAAUAUGCUCAGUAGAUAUUAGAGUGAAGGAGAGUAGCUUGAUUGUUAAAGGCUGAACCUUUUUCCUUCCCCCCCAACAAAUGACUCCUAUAGCAGCUCAUGACACAAUCAAUACCUGCUCUCUGGAAUAAAAUGUAAUUUAUUAUUUGUCUCAAACUGCAAAAGAAAUGUAUAACGGAUGUAAAAUAAUAUAUUGAAUAAAUCUUAAAGCCUG
This is a messenger RNA of Xenopus tropicalis (tropical clawed frog), 5901 nucleotides long. RefSeq names its product mesothelin (gene msln). The transcript is spliced from 41 exons. The record is from RefSeq and is a predicted model, not a curated record. Bases 75 to 5105 code for a protein of 1676 amino acids. Gene Ontology annotation, cellular component: membrane. NCBI's taxonomy places the organism in Eukaryota, Metazoa, Chordata, Amphibia, Anura, Pipidae.